AAACGGCAAAAUGUUAUCGUGUUCCUUCCGUGUGUCUAACAAACGGCGGUUACGUUCUCACAGCGCGGAGAAUUACUUGGCGCCGUUCUUCCGCAGAUUCCGUUCUCCGCGACGUCGAUGAACGGCUCUGGAACUUGAGCGGCCGUUUCCGCGACGGCAGAUAUCAAGAGUCAUUGUUUGCGUGUAACACACGCAUUGUCCGUCUCGUGAAAUGCACGGAAUAAGCCACCUAUUGUCCCAUCAUCAUCACGGCACCGACAAUGGCGGCGAUACGAGAAGUUCCAUCUCGUCCUCCGCGUCGUCGGACAUCAGGAACCAUGACACCAAGUUCAUGCAGGAACUGUUGAACCAUAACGAUCAGCAGCAACAAGACAGUAACAGACUUUAUCUACAAGAGCGACAUGUGUCCCGCGGCUCGGUUAGUUCCGCGUAUUCUUAUGGUUCCUCGUCCUACGGUUCAUCUUACAGCUCCAACUCGUCCAAUCAUCAACAGCCCGUGUACCACACGGUCCACGGCAACAUUCAUCAUCAUCCGUUUCAUCACUACCACCACUAUCAUCAACAGUAUCAUCAUCGAGCAGCGAGCACCGGCAAAGCGUCACCGACGUCGCCCAGUCCGACCAAUGAGCACGAGAGGCAACACCAUCAUCAUAGCAUACAGGAGAUGAUACGACAUUUUGGCCGACGAUUAGGACACAUCAGACGGCAGAGUGAGAGCCAUGAGAGCCCAAGGAAACGGGGCGAGGAUUUCAGAAACAGGAGUCAGAGUCUAGACGGCGGCGCCAGGCAUUGUCCCCCCAUCGGUCCAAAAGAGACCGAUUGCGAGACCACCUACAGGAUCUAUGAGAGCAUACUCAGGCAAGGUAACGCGAGCGAGUACGACCGAAUCUCGAUGACGAGCGCAUC
Trachymyrmex septentrionalis is the source of this 906-nucleotide messenger RNA. RefSeq names its product histidine-rich glycoprotein-like. The transcript has a single exon. The record is from RefSeq and is a predicted model, not a curated record. The annotation marks the transcript as partial. NCBI's taxonomy places the organism in Eukaryota, Metazoa, Arthropoda, Insecta, Hymenoptera, Formicidae.